Messenger RNA from Penicillium pulvis, 303 nucleotides. RefSeq lists its product as uncharacterized. NCBI's taxonomy places the organism in Eukaryota, Fungi, Ascomycota, Eurotiomycetes, Eurotiales, Aspergillaceae. The record is from RefSeq and is a predicted model, not a curated record. Bases 1 to 303 code for a protein of 100 amino acids. The transcript is spliced from 2 exons.
AUGGGUCUUACUAAAGCCGCCAUCAUCGUUAUCGUCCUGGCCGGCUGUUUAGCCAUAACUGCCAUGGGCGCUGCUCUCUUCCGCCGCCACAACCCGCUUGAGGAAACUGCACGAGCCCACGAGGCAUCUCACGAACAAAACACAUACAUGCGCCAAGUACGCAUGGUGAAUUAUGGACAUCUGAAGCGGGAAUCGCUGGGGCACGCGAAAGACCUGGAGUCGCGAUAUACCCCGGAGGAAGCAUCGGGUUAUUACCAGCCAUACGCGAACGAGUCACGGAGCCCGUCCACGAACGUUGCAUAA